Messenger RNA from Orbicella faveolata, 1683 nucleotides. RefSeq lists its product as uncharacterized. The record is from RefSeq and is a predicted model, not a curated record. Lineage: Eukaryota; Metazoa; Cnidaria; Anthozoa; Scleractinia; Merulinidae.
GUAUUCGUUCGUUACUGGUCAGCGUUACAAUCAAGAUGGCGGACGGGCCAGGGGCGGACGGACUAUUGUGAAUCGUGGUCGCAUUUCGUGGGAUUUUAGGUUUUAUCGUUUUACAAAAUGCCACUAAAGGACCUUUUUGCCAAGGCUCCACCUCCGCUACCUCCAAGUGAAGAACCUUGGCCCCGACCAGAAACUUCUAGGGAGACAGUCAGACAGUCUUCACUUCACUCGGCUACCGCCCGUCCAACACUCGACGAAUUCUUGCGGACAAAUUAUCUAAUGAUCCCAGACUUCUUGUUGAAAGUCACCCAGGCAAAGGUAGCGGCAAGAAUGGGGAAAAGUAGUCAUGAUUUCCAGAGUGCGGCAUCUAAGCAAAGCAUGUUAACUUUUGGAACUGUACAAGGGCGUAGCACUUCUUCUGCUUCAGCUAAUGUUUCCCCUUGUAACAUCGUUAGCAAUACCGAUAAAGAAGUGAAAAUUAUUGAAAGCAGGGGAAAACAAGUAAAAGAACCAACAGCAAAUCCCGCAAUUCGUAGCACUAAGAACAGUGAUAUGCUAUGUACUGUACUUUCACGAAAGCAAAGCUGUGAAGAAAUUCAGGUUCCCCCACCAUUGAAACCAAAGCCCAGGGUUAAGAAAGUAAUGAGAGGAGGGUCCUUAGUAACCAUUCCUCCCCCACAGCCCAGAAGACAGGAGUCUGUCAAAGAUGGUGGAAAAAGCACGUUUUCUGAUACUAAUGUAUGUUUAAUGAGCAGUCUGGAAGGCAGAGAUGCAGCUUGUGAUGUUUGUGAGAGAAGCAUUCAGGAAAUUGUGGAAAAUCCAAGUUUCAAAGAAACUCAUGACGAUCAGGAGCUUGCAAAGAAAGAGGGUUCAAUCAACUCUGGUUUUGAAGCAGAUAAUUUAGAGACAAAAGUUUCCAGCCGGGACAACAGAGGGUCUGGAACAGAAGUUUUAACAGAGGAUUGUGAGGUAAAACAGGUCCCAUUAACCCACUGUGAUACUGCAGUAUCAGAAAAAAGUCACAACACCUCAUAUGGAAAUUCAAAUGACAAUUUUAAUGAAUCUGACAGCAAUACCUGUCCAAGUGCCACACCUAAAGCAGAUGAAAGCAUUAAUUUACUUAGUGAGGUUCCUGAGGUAAUUCUGGAUAAGGGCUCUGAGAAGGUAUCUAAUAAAGAACAUCAAGGGGAGUUCACAUCAGGCCUGAAAAGUGGCUCUUACGGGAAAGCUGCUAUUGCCAAAGACAGUGAAGUUAACAGUGAAGACCUAAGGCUUAGUGAAAAUCUUGAAAGGGCCCUUUGUGACGAUCUUGAUGGGAUGCCACCUGUUUUAGACCCAGAAGAAAUGACAAUCUGUAAGGACCCUUUGGAAAAAACUAAGACAGAACUAACGCCACAAGGCAUAGUCAUUGUAGACCCUCAGCUAAUAACUAUGGAUAACCCCAUUAUCAGGGAGAAAUCAGCUGAUUUGCCACAUAAAUUAGUCAUACAAAGUUCCAUUAUGAAACAAACCCUGGCCAAUAAUAAGGAAGGUCAGUCUGCCAGAGAACCUAGUGAGAAGAAUGCCAGUGGGAGCAACCCUUCAGAAAAACUUGUUAAUGACAAAGAGGACAAACAUCUUAAUGAUUUUGGUGAUAAGGACAAUGAAAUUUAUUGUUACAAUGAUGAGCAGAAUGUCCCUGCU